AUGCAGGCAGCGCCGCGUGCACCAGGCCCGCAGCAGCCUGUCAAGAUCUACAAUGCUGUCUAUUCGUCCGUGCAGGUAUACGAAUGCAUGGUCCGCGGAAUCGCAGUCAUGCGCCGGCGGACAGACUCGUACGUGAACGCAACGCAGAUACUCAAAGUUGCCGGAGUGGACAAGGGGCGGCGCACAAAGAUUCUCGAAAAGGAAAUCCUUCCGGGAAAGCACGAAAUUGUACAAGGCGGAUACGGCAAGUACCAGGGGACAUGGAUACCUCUCGAGCGCGGCCGCGACAUAGCCUUGCAGUAUGGCGUUGCCCCCCUUCUCGCGCCUCUCUUCGACUUCGUUCCAAAUGCCAACCCACUGGGAGGACUCCCGGCUGGACUGCCGAACAUUACUUCAGGUAAUUUUGUGCCCGCUGGGCUCGCACCACCCCCCAUCAUGCCGGGUUCCGCCCUUCGUCUCCUGAAUCAAGGUCGUGCACAAGGCCUCUUCACGCCUUCAACAUCGGAUGCAUCUCCAGGAGCGUACGCGCAGUCCCCCUUUCACGUCCCCGCCGUCUCGCCAACGCCACCGCCAGCCUCACUGAAGCGCACGCGGUCCGACGAGAUGGACUUGUUGGGCUCCCCUCGCGAUCCUAACAGUCAAUCUGCGCCACCUACACUCGAACCGUCCCCUGACAUACAGAUGGCUGACCAAUCGCGUCCUCCCUCUGCCCCAUCACAAUUAGAGGCAAAUGGUGGUCCUUCGCCCGCAAAGCGACCGCGAUUAGAUUCCGUGAUGUCUGACAGCGCGCUACAUAAUGGAGACCUGCUCACCGAGGCCGACCAUCGGGCACCCACGCCAGCUGCAGUUAUGAAUGGUGGGUCGCGCCCCGCAAGCGCACAUCCCAUGCAAGUGGACAGCAAUGUGCUCGAGAUCAGAUUCGCCUCGAAGCCAUAUAUCCCCCGAACUACUGACGCCGCGGCACCGUUGAGGGACACACGGCGUGCAGCCAUUGUCGCCGCUAUCUGCAGGGGCGACGACCCACUGCCAAUCGUCGACCAACUACGUGAUAUCGCGCCAGACAACCCCGCGCUGCAUGUGGAUAUUGAUCUAGUGCUGGAUGACCAGGGGCAUACUGCGCUGCACCUCGCGGCGAGCAUGGCGCAGCACGCGAUCGUUGACGCGCUGAUCGCGAACGGUGCGGAUGUGCAUCGCGGGAAUUAUAAUGGCGAGACCGCGCUCGUGCGGGCGUGUUUAGCCACGCAUAACGCAGACCAGCAGACAUUCCACUUCCUUGUCACGGUACUGCACCCAUCUAUCCGCACACUAGACUCGUCGCGCAAGUCUAUCCUGCAUCAUAUUGUGGCGGCUGCGGGCGUCAAAGGACGGGCUGUGGCCGCACGGUACUACCUCGAUCAGAUCCUGGUCUGGAUUGCACAGCAUCAGGGUGCGGACUUCCGGUCACUGGUCGACCUGCAGGAUGAGCAUGGUGAUACCGCGCUGAACAUUGCGGCGCGGGUCGGCAAUAGAAGUUUGGUGAGGACAUUGUUGGACGUGGGUGCCAAUCGUAUCACACCGAACAAGCUCGGCCUGCGACCUGGUGACUUCGGAGUGGAAACCGAGGAAUUGGGAGGUGGACCCCGUGCAGAGGAUCUUCUAUCAUCACUACGGUCAGGACCUUCCGCACCAGUUCUUAAGAGUCAAGAUGUUUUAGCUGACAUGACUACAAUGAUACAGAAUCUCAGCAACGACUUUGCCGCCGAGAUCAAGACGAAGCAAGACGCGCUAGAUGUAACACAGGCACAUCUGCGCGCAGCGACGCGCGAGUUGUCAGAGCAACGGAAACAAAUACAAUCCUGGACUGCGCGCUGCGGCGAGAUGGACCAAGCCGACCAGCGGAUCCGCAAUCUGCAGAAAGCUCUGGAUGACGAGGAAUGCUUCGAUUGGACAGGGAGAACUGAGCUGAACGGCUCGGAUGCAAUGAAUACCGCAGGGCCUGCCUUCCGCGUGCGCGGGCCGGCGUCCACCAUGUCAGGACUGAACGGUGCUGUCGACUUGUCGUUCAACCUGGACACUGAACCCGCAAUACCGACAUCGGAGUCAGUGGCGAGCUUAAUCAGGCUGCGACGACUGAAGAUGUGGCAUGAGCGCACGGAGCGACUGAUGGAUGCUCGUCUGGCGUUGUUGCGAGAUGCCAGUGCCGAGAAGGAGUUUCAGUGUAAGAAGAUUGUGGCGCUUUGCACCGGAGUCGCCAUUGACAAAAUCGAGGAGAUGCUCGAGAAUCUGGUCAUCGCUGUCGAGAGUGAGUCACAGAUAAUUGAUAUCGGGCGUGUUUCAGGGUUCAUGCAGAAGGUCUGA
Postia placenta MAD-698-R-SB12 is the source of this 2337-nucleotide messenger RNA. RefSeq lists its product as hypothetical. The record is from RefSeq and is a predicted model, not a curated record. The coding region runs from base 1 to 2337 and encodes 778 amino acids. The transcript has 9 exons. Gene Ontology annotation, molecular function: protein binding; DNA binding; transcription regulator activity. NCBI's taxonomy places the organism in Eukaryota, Fungi, Basidiomycota, Agaricomycetes, Polyporales, Adustoporiaceae. Gene Ontology annotation, cellular component: MBF transcription complex; SBF transcription complex.